GAAGUAAUACUUGCUGUAUGUCUCAAUACUCUUCCCAGGUCAAUAACAUAGAAGAGGGUUUUCAAAUUCUAGUCAGAGCUACCGAAAUAGCUUCAGAGUUUCUCAAAUUGGCUCAGGAAGAUAGACGUCUGAAGUUGAAUUUUCUAUUAUCUGCUGAAGCUUCUUGCACUCAAGCACAUUCGAAGAAGACCACUUGUCCUUUGUCAACCUUUGAUAGCGCUGAAAUAACAGCAGGAAAUGGUUUUUAUGGGAGGGCCGAUUCUGUUCCAGUUCAAGAGCUGGAAAAUAGCGUUUUCGAGUGCUGUACUCGUGUUUACAACUCGAACCAACCAGAUAUACAAACGAAGAAAGACUAUUCUAUGCAUCAUUACUGUGAACCGGUCAACACCAAUAGCUUUAAGCAAGUGAAAGUUGAAAGGAACAGACUGUUACCCUUACAGACUACCACUACCACGUAUUGUGCAAGUGGUAUGAACAGCAGUGGUUGUAAUAGCAGCUUAGAAUAUAGGACAGGAAAGAAAGCAGUGCAUUGUUUUUCAGAGCUAUCCUCAGCAAAUAGUUUUAUGUCUCUCGAUGGAAGCUCGAGACAGACUAUAUCGCGUCGAGGUAGGAGAAGAAACAAUCCAUCACUAUCCGAAGAACAACGUAGAAAGCUAAGGACACUAAAAAAUCGCGAGGCUGCAGAAAAAGCACGUAUUCGUAAAAGGGAGAGGGAACGUCUUCUUGAAGAACAUUUGAAUAGAGUUUUGAAUGAAAACAGACGACUUGAAAAAGAACUUUUAUGGCUAAAAGAAGUUCGAGCUUCUUCUUGUCUAUAGGAUCAAGAUAUGGAGUGUACAAAGGCUUAAUUUAGAUACAUGAAUUGAUUAGGUAAAAAUGUUUUGUGUGAACAAAUGAUUGGAAGUGUUAUCAAUUUGGAUCCAUUUGUAUAAAGUUCUCUUUUCUUUG
Messenger RNA from Galdieria sulphuraria, 948 nucleotides. RefSeq lists its product as uncharacterized. Gene Ontology annotation, molecular function: DNA-binding transcription factor activity. The transcript has 2 exons. NCBI's taxonomy places the organism in Eukaryota, Rhodophyta, Bangiophyceae, Galdieriales, Galdieriaceae. Bases 18 to 818 code for a protein of 266 amino acids. The record is from RefSeq and is a predicted model, not a curated record. Gene Ontology annotation, biological process: regulation of DNA-templated transcription.